AUGGUUGCUGUUGCAGUCAAGGAUUCCAAUCAACAUGAUUCCGAAAAUCAAAACCAUUCAACAAAAAAGCCUUGGUGGAAACCUUCGUUUCUAUUCAAACAAACGACAAAGACUUCAAAGAAUAACCUUCUUGAACCAACACUCUAUAAGAAACGAUGGCUCAUAUUAUUUCUAUUUUCCAUGUCUAACUUUUUAUGUUCCUUGUAUCAAACCACAUUCUCCCCGAUCAGUACUAUUGCUUUGAAAUAUUGGGAAAUGCCCGAUCAAACCUGGAAAGUGAACAUGAUGACUUUGGUGUAUUUAGUUGUCUACGUACCCAUGUCUUCUGUGAGUACAUUGGUCAUGAAAAAGCGUGGUUUGAGAACCUCAAUUUUGAUCGCUUCCAUUCUCAAUUUUAUUGGUGGUUGGGUCCGAUGUUUGGGUUAUAAGAAAGGAGAAGAAUUGUACUUUUGGAUUGCUUUUUUAGGUCAAUCACUAUGUGCUGUCGCUCAGCCCUUAGUUUCCAAUGCCCCAACUCUUUUAUCAAACAACUGGUUUGGUGAAAAAGAACGAACUCUCGCAACAACCAUUGGAACAUUGUGUGGAAUUUUAGGAAGUGGAGUUGCCUUUGGUAUUGGUCCAGCUCUGUUAGGAAUCAAUGAAGGUUCCACUGCCGAAGAUGAUUGGUCUGGAUCAGAGUAUGGCAUGUUACUGUUGUUGAUGGGGCAAGCCUUACUCGCUACAUUAUUGCUAACUGGAUCGGUCGCCUUUUUCCAAGAUAAACCUCCAACACCACCUGUGUUCAAAGCACCAAAGGAAGCUCUCACUCAAUCUACAUCCAUUAAUGAAACCAAUCCAAACGAUGGUGCAGAACAUAUCAUUGAUGAUGACCACAACCGACAUUCUUUCUGGCAUGAUCUAAAAGCAGUCAUGUUGAAUUGUAAUUUUGUGACACUUGUGUGUGCAUACUCGGUUGGAUAUUCAGUUCUUCAAUCAUUUGUGGCCCUUAUUGAUCAAAUUAUUGUACCCAAAGGAUAUACUCCAUACGACGGAAGUGUUUUUGGGUUAACAGUGAUCGUUUUUGGAAUUGUUGGAGCUCUAUUUAUUGGUGUCAUUGUUGACAGAACAAAACGAUACAAAUUAAUUUGUGCCUGCUGUGGACUGUUAGCGACAAUUGGUUUUGCUGGUUUUGCUGUAGUCAUGUUGUGGAGGAGAACAACUCUAUUGUUCUAUAUGGCUUGUUUAUCACUUGCCGCUUUGGGUAUGUUUUCUGUGCCGACUGUUCCUAUUUGCUUGGAGAUGAGUUGUGAAGUCACCUAUCCUGUUCCAUCCAGCACAUCCACUUCUAUUAUUUAUGGAGCUGGAACUAUGACAGCUGGUGCCAUUUUGGUAAUUCUCGAUAUUAUCCAACAAUAUCAAUUACAUUCAAACAACUCUAAAGUAUCAAACAACACAUCAAUGCAAUUGAUUUUAUGGAUUGAUCUUGGAUUGUUGGGCCUCAGUUUUAUAUUCACUUGCCUCUUCAGAGGAAAAUAUAAAAGAAUGAUGAAUGAAAAGCUCCACAAGGAAAGAAGUCAAGCUUACUUGGCAGGUCUGUCUCAAGAAAAUGAAGUUGGAGAAACAUCGGCUCUAAUUCACUAA
Naegleria lovaniensis is the source of this 1620-nucleotide messenger RNA. RefSeq lists its product as uncharacterized. NCBI's taxonomy places the organism in Eukaryota, Heterolobosea, Eutetramitea, Acrasida, Naegleriidae. The record is from RefSeq and is a predicted model, not a curated record. Gene Ontology annotation, cellular component: membrane. Bases 1 to 1620 code for a protein of 539 amino acids. The transcript is spliced from 5 exons. Gene Ontology annotation, biological process: transmembrane transport. Gene Ontology annotation, molecular function: transmembrane transporter activity.